GGCUUUUUUCUUCUUUCUUCUUUUGGGUUUGUUUCCAUUGAUCUGGUCGCUUGUUUCUCUCAUGUAACACUGAACAUUUGGGCUCUAACCUCAACCUCAAACUAGUUACCACUAGUCAAUUAAAUUUCUCAAGACAACAUGAAAUAAAAGUGGAAAUAAAAGUGAAUAUUGUUCAGGUGUCUCACAGUCAACAGGCUGCUGUAUUUUUCUUUGUGUUCAUGUUUUAUUAACUACAGUCGUCAUUAGUAAAGCAGUAAUUAGAGUCUGAUCAGGAUCUGCAAGCUUAAUGCAGAUGAUCCUUCAGUUAAUAGAUGAGCUCUUUAUGUUCUGAAUGGACUCAUCAUGAUGAGCAUAUAAUGUUAGGGACAAGCUGUUUUACAAAGACUGUCUUUUAAACUCUGUGAGUUGAUGAAGAGCAUCUAUAAAGUGUAGAUUUGUGAUGUUAAAUAGUAGAUUAAAUGAUACAGUUAUGGGUUUUACAUGGACUUUCUCUUCAGUGUACAGUCAUGUUGACGUGAUUACUAUUUAUAUCAUUUUUGUUGUUUUCGUGGCUGCAGCUCUGAGCUCAAACGCCCCGGAUGAACUUGAGCAGCUGACCGGGAAACAGUUGAUCCAUGCAGGCUAAAUUUAUCCCCUGUGGACGGUUCAAGUCGGCUGGAGGAAGACGCGUUUUGUUUACGAACCCGCGUUUAUUACGCAGUUGUGUUUACUACUUGUUAUUUACCUCCGCAGUUACUGGAACCGACUGUUUCUCUCCCUGGAUCAGAGUGGCCGGUUUGGUAACAUGGCUGAACCCGCAGGAAAGAGGUUAAAGAGCAGCCUGCCGCUGUGCAAAGCGCACCGGAGCUCCACGGGCAGCCGGGCCAAGCACAACAUGCAGGCCGCCGUGGAGGAGGCUCUGUGCGGGGUGAGCAGCCUGCUGUGGGACGGAGCGUACCGGCUGCAGGCUCUGGCCUGCGUGUUUGAGCGGGACGACGUCGCUCUGCCCCGCGUUGCUUCUUUCUUCCACCAGGAGGCGCUGAAGCAGCAGGACGAGGCCGAGGCCAUGCUGGGCUACCUGGCUGAGAGGGGGGGCAACUACUGUGGCAAAGACAUCCAGAAGCCGGGCUGUGAGGCGGUGUGUGCCGUGUUACCUGCUCUGGAGCUGCUGCAGCUCCAGCUGAAAGAGGAAGUCGGCAUCCUGGUGGAGCUCAGCCAGCUGGCCCGCAAACACGGCGACCCGCACACUGCCAGUGUUGUCAAAAGCCACUUCCUGACGCCGCGGGUGGACCGUCUGAAACUGCUGGGAGACCUGCUCACCAGUGCCCGCCGGGUGGGCUGCACCGACAACCAGGCGGGGGGUUUCGGGGAGUACAUCCUGAAUGAGCUGCAGGAAGAGCUGACCGGGUGAUCCACCAGGGUCAGUUAAGAAGGGAUGGUCUACUCCUUUAUAUAUAUAUAUAUAUUUUUUUUUACAGAGAAUGAAAGUAAAAUUUCCUCUGUGAAAGAUAAAAAUCUGAUUCUCUCCAAUAGUUGUGACAUUUUGGGAAAUUCUGAGUCAAGAUGGAUAUAAGUUUCAUCUCACUGUGACCAGUGCUAAUACAUGUCCAGGGCAGGUUUAGCCUAGCUUAGCACAAAGACUGGAAGCACGGGGGGAAAACGCUAGUGUAGCUUCAUCAAAAGAGAAAAGAAACACCUUCAGCAGCUCCAAAGCUGUCUGAUUUACAUUCUUGACCGCUUAAAAUUCUCAUUUAAAUAUUGUAAUUGUAAGAUCCUCCAUAAAUUAGCAUUAAACACAGUCAAAGAUAGCUAACUAGCAAGUCGCAACUUGUUAGUCACAUGGUCACUCUUGCUAUUUGUGAGUCGUGUGUGUUUGUUUCUUGUCUUUUAUAAUUACUGUAUAUGUGAAUAGUCACUUUGAGAAACACUUUUUGAUAAACAGGAAAUUAAUUUCAACUUUUUGAGACCAUCCAGGCCGGGCUUAGCCUAGCUUAGCACAGAGACUGGAAGCAGGUGGAGACUGCUAGCCUAGCUCCA
Molecule: messenger RNA, 2016 nt
Organism: Thunnus maccoyii (southern bluefin tuna)
Lineage: Eukaryota; Metazoa; Chordata; Actinopteri; Scombriformes; Scombridae
Product: Ferritin light chain, oocyte isoform-like
Exons: 3
Coding region: 785-1390 (201 amino acids)
Biological process (GO): iron ion transport; intracellular iron ion homeostasis
Cellular component (GO): cytoplasm
Molecular function (GO): ferrous iron binding; ferric iron binding
Source: RefSeq, a predicted model, not a curated record